Molecule: messenger RNA, 1788 nt
Organism: Peronospora matthiolae
Lineage: Eukaryota; Oomycota; Peronosporomycetes; Peronosporales; Peronosporaceae
Source: the annotation of a GenBank genome assembly
AUGUACACCUUGCAUCAGAGCUCGACAAAUGCCGUCAGUACCGUUUCAGCAGUAUCCGCUUGCUUCAACAUGACGGUCGAGUCCACCAAAACGCUCUACACCGGUCUGUUGACAAAACUUGCUGCGUUCGCGACACUCGAGUCGCUCAAGUCUGUCGAUGCGACCGAGCGCACACCAUUGCAGCACCAAAGGCGAGCAGCAGUGAUGCCCCGUGCCUGGGUUCUUGAGUCAGCUGAGCACAAAUUGACAUCGACACCAAGUCGACAACACCCAAAAGUGCCCUUGAGACAACACUGCAGCGAGUUUCACGCCGUGCUGCGUUUGUCGUUCCAGAUCCUGCUGUUCGGUAUCGUCGACUUUGCCCCAAACUUCCUCAGCGACGUGCUCACGGGUCACCUCAGUGCUGCUAAUAGCAGUGCAUUCAUGGCUGGUCGCAGUCUCGCUAUCAUCUUCGCAGUAUUCACGAGCAUGACUCUUGUCGCUGCUAUGAGUGCAGCAAUGGAUACACUCUGUGCUCAAGCGUACGGUGCCGGUAAGCUGCGGGACCUCGGUCUUUUCUUUCAAACGGGCUUGAUCGUCCUUUGCAUUGGCUAUCCAUUCGUUGUCCUCGCCAGUGUCUAUUGUGUCGAGCUUCUUACGUUCGCCGGACAGCAGCGGGAACUUGCUGAACUGGCCCAUAAAUUGGUGAUGCUGACCCUGCCUGGUGUGCCUUUCAUUGCUGUGAACACGUUGAUGGGCAAAAUCUUGCAAGGGCAGAGUCGUAUGACACCCCUCGUGGUGAUCGGGCUUGUUGCCAGCAUUGUGCAGACUGCACUGAUGUACGUCUUCAUGUUCCAGACAGCACUUGGCUUCUAUGGCUCAGCUGUGGCCAUGUCUGCAACAACGUUUUGCUAUGCGGUCGCCUUGGCCACGUAUUUGCAAUGCAGUGGUCUCUAUCAACGCGAAUGGCCCGGCUGGCAAUUCGCUGAAGCUGUUCAACGGAUGCCUGAAUUCGUGCGCUUGGGUGUAUCGGGCAUGGCGAUGUUCGUGUGUGAAGUCUGGAGCUUUGCAACCAUCGGACUCUCGUCGGGCAUGCUCUCGCAUGCCAACACAGUUGUCAGUGCCGAUUCCGGCUACAUCAACCUUCGAUUGCUAGGGAUGUUGUGGUACACGGCGAUUGCGCUGGCAGCUUCCGUGCGCGUUGGAAACGCAUUGGGUGCAAAUGAUCCAGCACGGGCUCGGCACACGGCGAAACUUGCACUGAGUCUAAGCGCCUUGUGUGCUUUAGGGGCGUCGGCUGGCAUGUCGCUGUUCCAUGAUGUGCUCCCACUCGUCUUUACGAAAGACGAACAAGUUGUCAGCAUAACGUCCGAGCUACUGCUCGUGACGAGUCCACUGCAAGUUUUCACGGCAAUUGCAGCCGUCACUCAGGGCAUUUUUCGUGGCUGUGGCUUGCAAGCGCUUGGAGCGAGAGUCAAUUUCGUGUCUUACGUACUGCUUGCGUUGCCGCUGGGACUGCUACUGGCCUUCUCGCUUAAAAUGGGCCUCUUGGGUCUCUGGCUCGGGAUUCAUGCUGGGUUGACUGCAGGUGGACUCUUUAGUAUCUACUGGUUGGCAAUCCGUGCUGACUGGGCAAAGCUAGCACACCAAGCAUCCAAACGGGCGACGGACACGGGCAAUGGCGUGACAAACGAAGCUUUUUCCCAGUUGACCACUCGAGAAAAGUAUUUGCCUUCGCCUGGUGUCACGUCCGAUGAAUCUUCAUCAUGCUCCGACAGUAUUUUCGGGCCAUCUGCGCGCCUCGCAUGA